UUGGUUUUGACAUGCAAAACAAACGCUCGCCCGUCGCUUGGUGUUUUUUCCUUAUUGCCGACGCCGUCAUGGAUAAGGUGAUCCCCGGUUUGUUUAUCGGCAGUUUUAGAGACUCAAAAGAUUUUGCUCAAUUAGAAAGUAAUCAAAUAACUCAUAUAAUUUCUAUAUUGGAUGCACCAAAGAAAAUUUAUCAAAAUAAAAAAUAUUUGUGUAUUGAAGCUAUUGAUAGUCCCGAACAAAAUCUUAUACAAUAUUUUCAAACAUGCAAUGAUUUUAUACAUAAAGCUCGUCUUAAAAAUCAAAAUGUUUUAAUUCAUUGUUUGGCUGGGAUGUCUAGAAGUGUAACAAUAGCUGCUGCUUAUAUUAUGUCAGCCACUACUAUUAAAUUAAAACAUGUUCUUCGACUCCUGAAAGCAUGUCGAUCAAUUUCAAGUCCCAACGAGGGAUUUAAUAAACAACUACAGUAUUAUGAGUGUAAUUAUUUAUUAGAAGAAAGAACAAGAUUAGCAUCUAUUAGUCAUUCCAACAAUCAACUAAUAGCAGAUGAAGAAUAUUGUAAAAAAAUCAUUGGAGAAGAACAAAAAAAAUAAGAAAUGUAUUAAUUAAAAAUUUAUAAAUAA
This is a messenger RNA of Melanaphis sacchari, 620 nucleotides long. Its product is annotated as dual specificity protein phosphatase 22. The coding region runs from base 12 to 590 and encodes 192 amino acids. Gene Ontology annotation, cellular component: cytosol. Gene Ontology annotation, molecular function: protein tyrosine/serine/threonine phosphatase activity. The record is from RefSeq and is a predicted model, not a curated record. Lineage: Eukaryota; Metazoa; Arthropoda; Insecta; Hemiptera; Aphididae. The transcript has 5 exons. Gene Ontology annotation, biological process: protein dephosphorylation.